This is a messenger RNA of Mustela erminea (ermine), 1154 nucleotides long. Its product is annotated as testican-3-like. Bases 1 to 996 code for a protein of 331 amino acids. Gene Ontology annotation, molecular function: calcium ion binding. The transcript is spliced from 2 exons. Lineage: Eukaryota; Metazoa; Chordata; Mammalia; Carnivora; Mustelidae. The record is from RefSeq and is a predicted model, not a curated record.
AUGCACUGCCUGGCCCUGCUCCCUGGCCCCGUGGCCAUGAAGGCCAGAUCCAUGGUGAGGGUCUUUACCAAAAUGAUGGGAAGAGCUACCGUGAACACAACUUCAAUUAUAGUCCUCUGUUUGUCGGAGAAGGUAGGUCACUGUGGAAGGACAGCCAGCAAGGAGCAAGAAGAGGAAGCCAAUAUUCAGGACGAUGAGGAGAAUAAAGCUGAGAGACUGAUGGUUGGCUUUCACCAAAGACCCCCAGAACCAGAGCUCUCACCGAGCCUGCGACCGAUUCAAGCAUGCAGUGACCUGGAGUUCAGGGAAGUGGCAAAUAGAUUGCGGGACUGGUUCAAGGCCCUUCAUGAAAGCGGAAGCCAAAACAAGAAGACAAAAGCACUACUGAGGCCCGAGAGAAGCAGAUUUGAUACCAGUAUUUUGCCAAUUUGCAAGGAUUCACUUGGCUGGAUGUUUAAUAGACUUGAUACAAACUAUGACCUUCUACUGGACCAGUCAGAGCUCGGAAGCAUUUACCUUGAUAAGAAUGAACAGUGUACCAAGGCAUUCUUCAACUCUUGUGACACAUACAAGGACAGUUUGAUAUCUAACAAUGAAUGGUGCUACUGCUUCCAGAGACAGCAAGACCCACCUUGCCAGACGGAGCUCAGCAAUAUUCAGAAGCGGCAAGGGGUAAAGAAGCUCCUAGGACAGUACAUCCCCCUAUGUGAUGAAGAUGGUUACUACAAGCCAACACAAUGCCAUGGCAGUGUCGGACAAUGCUGGUGUGUUGACAGAUAUGGAAAUGAAGUAAUGGGAUCCAGAACAAAUGGUGUUGCAGAUUGUGCUAUUGAUUUUGAGACCUCUGGGGAUUUUGCAAGUGGAGAUUUCCAUGAAUGGACUGAUGAUGAAGAUGACGAAGACGAUAUUAUGAAUGAUGAAGAUGAAAUUGAAGAUGAUCAUGAGGAUGAAGGGGAUGAUGAUGAUGAUGGUGAUGAUCAUGAUGGAUACAUCUGAUUGUUGAGAGCUGAGAUCAAUAAAAUCUACAUUUCUAUUAUUUACAAAGUGAUAACCUAUUGAGAAUGACCUUCUUGCCCCAAAACAAAAUGAUUCUAAAACUCACAUAUAUUUUGUAUAAUUAUUUCAAAUAUUGGAGCUAAUGUCAUAGAACUUUA